Messenger RNA from Varanus komodoensis (Komodo dragon), 6637 nucleotides. It is a transcript of the gene MIA3, whose product is annotated as MIA SH3 domain ER export factor 3. Gene Ontology annotation, cellular component: endoplasmic reticulum exit site; endoplasmic reticulum membrane. Gene Ontology annotation, biological process: protein secretion; endoplasmic reticulum to Golgi vesicle-mediated transport; vesicle cargo loading. Gene Ontology annotation, molecular function: protein binding. The record is from RefSeq and is a predicted model, not a curated record. Lineage: Eukaryota; Metazoa; Chordata; Lepidosauria; Squamata; Varanidae. The coding region runs from base 161 to 6094 and encodes 1977 amino acids. The transcript has 29 exons.
GAGUCUCCUCCUCCGGCUCCCUCCUCCUCUCCUCUCCAUAUCCUUUUCCAGCCCGGCUCUGCUGACGUGUCUGCUCUGGCCCCCGCGCCCGCCCCCGGCUCCCUGCGCUCCUGCCAGCCAGCCAGCCAGCCAGCCAGGCCGGCAGCCUCGCUCCCCAAACAUGGCUGCGGCGCGGCGGCAGCGGCGCCUCCCGCUGGCGCUCGCGCUCCUCGCCCUGCUGCUGGGCGCCCAGGCGCAGCCGGACCGCCGCUUCGCCGAGUACAAGCGAUGCGCCGACCCCGAAUGCAGCAUGCUAAUGUGUCGAGGGAAGGCAGUGAAGGAUUUUAAAGGUCCCGAUUGUCGUUUUGUAGAUUUUAAAGAAGGAGAAUCAGUGUAUGUGUAUUUUAAAUUAACAGGAAGAACAAAUGAUCUUUGGGCUGGAAGUGUUGGAAAUGAAUUUGGAUAUUUUCCAAAGGACUUACUUGAAGUAAAACAUAUUUAUACUCACGAUGAGCUAGAAUUGCCAACAGAUGAAACAGAUUUUGUAUGCAUUGAUGGAGGCAAGGAUGAUUUUGACAAUUAUAAUGCAGAUGAGCUUUUAAAAGGAACAGAGAAUAUGGUGACUAACCGUGCUGAAGCGGACUUCGGAACUGAAAAGGAAGAGGAGAUUGAAGGGGCUGAACCUACAGACUCCACUGAUCCAGAGAGUGAGGAAUUUGGAGAAGGAUCAGAAGAAGAAAAUGAAGAUCAUGCCAAAAUGGAUAAAAAAGAUAAUUUUAUUUUUGAAAAGCAUGAGAAUGUAGAAGGAGCUCUUGAGUCCAAGAGUGAGGACCUUGUAAAUAGUGAUACAGAUUAUCCUCAGGGAGACCAAAUUUCACAUCAGCCUUCAGAAGAAAUACUGCCGGAAACAUUAAAAGUGCCAAAACAUGAAAAUACCAAAAACUCUAGUGUAUCUCAGGGCGAAGCAAAACAAUCAGAUUAUGGAGGCAAAGAUGAUGGGGCUUACACACUUCUUCCCCAGGAAGUAUCAGAGGACUUGAAAACAAAAUUUGGCUCAACUGCAGAUGCCUUUGUGUCUGAUGAUGAGACAACCAGUCUUGUUACAUCACUUGAUGGAGAUUUCAGGGAAGAUACUGAGACUGACUCUUAUGACACAGAAAAGCUGGAAGAUGCAAAGGAGCGGUCAGUAGAAAUUCCUUUGCUGGCUUUUACAAAAGAAGAGAUGGAAUCUUCAAAAGACCUAGAAGCGGAGAACAUUUCAUCUGAUGGUGCAUUUCAGUCAGAAACAGGUGGUUUUGAUGAGGAGGAGGGUGUUGCCAAAUUCACUCAUGAGGAGAAAGAUGACUCUGACUUGUUCACACAUUUAGGGGAUAAGCUUUAUGCAAUUGUCAGUGGAGGUGAACAAACUGUUGAUGAAAUUGAUAGAGACACAGUUGAGGAGGAGGAGGAGGAGGAGGAUCUGACCCUAAUUAGCCAAAAGGAAAGUGAAGAAGAUGUUUCAGAUUAUUCAGAGUCUGCAUCAGAAGAUGAACCAGUUACAUCAGAACAUGACUUUACUGCAAAGAAGAUGCAUGAUGCAGAUUCUGAGGACCCUAAGGGGGGAAAAUAUAACAAUCAAGACUAUGAGGAAGAGCAUGCACAAACUGAGGAGCAACUGACUGCCAAAGAAGAACUGCAAAGCUCUUCAGCAUUUUCUAGUUACAGAGAUAGCCUGCAACCCAAAACACCCAUGGGGACAAAGGAAGAAACUUUGAAGCCACCCCAAAAUGACAUCAAAGAUGACCCAGAAGAGCUCUCUUUUCAUCCAAUAAAACAAAAUAAGGAAAGUAGAGAAGAGAAAAAUGUGGAAGAUGCAUUGGAAAAUGAUACAAAAUAUACAACAUUAUGGGAAAAAAUAGGCAAAAAAGAUGGUGAGGAUAAACAGCCAAUGGACAUGGUAUCAAAUUUGCUUGAAGAAUUGGCAAAUGAAUCGCAAAAUGAUUUGGAUGAUGCUGAUCUCCUGGGAGGCAAAACAAAGCAAGAUGGAGAAGAUUUUGAACUAAAAAAGAGACUCGUUAUUAAGAAGCAGUCAAAUGAUUCUGAGAUGGAAAACAUUCCCACUAAGAAAGAUAAUGAAAUGCCUAUUGAACAGUCUCAGGAAGAAACUUCAAUCCAGGAUUUCAAAGAGGAGAAAAUAGAAGAUGAGGACAAGGACUUUACAAAUAGCAAGAAGCAACAAAAAAAAUCUUUUCUAGAAAAAUCUGGGAGUGCUACACAACACAGAAACCUGACUCAGCAAAGCAUUUUUAACAAUGAAGCUGAACAAUUGGGCAAAUUUACUGGAAUUGAUAAAGAUAGAAAGAAAUUAUCCACUGAAGAACUGCAGCCUACAGAGAAAGAAACUAGAGAAGAUUAUUUCCUAGAAGAACCAGAAGAGUUGCUGCAAGAUGAAAAUGCUAUGAGUGCAAAAUUGUCCAAAGAGAAGUUUACAGAUGAACCAGGUUUCAUAUUAGAUGUUGAACAUGUACACCCUCCGUUGCAAAUACCAAAUGGUGCUAUUUCAAGAGCUGCUAAUCCUGUAGAUGAAACAGAAGAUGAAGCACUAAAAACACUUGAGGAGGUUAAGGAAAAAGAUGGUGUGGUCAAUUUGAAUGAGGAAUAUGAAAGAAUGCAGAAGAAUAAGGAUUCUCCGUUGAAGGAAGAGGAAAAAAACAAGGAAGUAGAACCAACAGUAUUUCAUGAGGUACAAAAUCCUUUGCUCAAAGAAAAAAAUCAAAUAAAGAAUAUACAUGAUAAGAUAAUAUCAAGCAAUUUAAAUAUUUUUGAGUUAGAAGACAAGGAUGACUUUAACCAAACAAAGGAGCAUCUUGCUAAUGAUUUUUCACAGAAGGGCCUUAAAGAUCUGCAGAUGCCAACAGGAGAGACAGAGGGCAAACACCAGAAUUCCCAUGAUUCUAAAGGUAUCUCAGAAAACACAAAUGAAGCUGUGGAGCCAGAAUACAGUGCGUCUGUUAGGAAGCUCAUUAUAAUGAAGGAAUUUCUCGAUGAAAGGCGUAUUGCACGCUUAGAAAAGCAUCUGGGGCAACAGCAAGUUUACAGGAUAGAAUCUCUGUUUCAAGACAUGGAAUUGGAGCUGCUGUUUGCUCAGAAACAUAAUGAUAAUCAUGAAGACAUUGAGAAGGCUUUGGACUUGAUUCUUGAAUCUUCAGAGUCUAAUAUUCUUGAUGUUCUGAACAGGGCUUUAGAGUCAAGGGAGAUAGAAAAUAAAGAAGAAGUGAUCAAGGAAAUGGACUUGUUUGAUGAAGAAGGUGCCAUAAUGGAUGAUGUUCAGGAAUUAAUGUAUUCAUUAAGGCAAAAAUACUCCCCAGUUAGUGAGAGUGCGCCUCUUGCAUCCUUAACAGUACCUGAGAUAGCCUUCAGUGAACCCAUCACAACUAAUGCAAAACAAACAGAACAUGACAGACAUACUGUAGAAAAUCCAGCAGAGAGCACUGAUCGAUUACACAAUGUAGAACAGAUGUCGAAAAAAGAAAUUCUUCAGCCAGAGCAGAGAAAAAAAGAUGAAAACAUUUUGGCAGAGAUUGAAACUUUGGAUAAAACAGAAAUCGGGGAUAUUGUUGAAAAUGACCAAAGAAUGCCAAAUGUGGAUACAGCUCUUGGAUCUGAAGAUUCAUCAACUGAGAGAGACUUCAUGGCAGGUUUAAUUGUGGCUAAGGAUAAUACAAUGGAAGAGGGUAGUAUUCCAUCUGAAAUGGAUGCUGUUUCAUCCCGUAUUCUUGCUUCGUUGGAUGGUGCAGUCCUAUCAGCCAAGAAAAAUAUGCGACCUUUCACAGAAAUUCUGGUUUCAACACUUCCUGAAGACAUGCGGCCUGGCCCUGAUUUCCAUGGACUUCCUUGGGAGCCCAUAGUCAUCACUGUCCUUGUAGGAAUUGCUACACUUCUUAUUUUCUUUUGGAGAACCUGCCUAUCUGUGAAAAGUAGAAUGUAUCAAGUGACAGAAAAACAACUUGUUGAAAAAAUUAAGACUCUCCUAAAAGAAAAGACAGAAAUCUUAGAAAAGAUGUCAAAGUAUGAUCAAAAGAUAAAGGAAGCAAAAGAAUCUGUGGAAGAAACCCAGAAACAAAACACAACCCUUUCAGAUGAAGCCACAGGGCUUAAGGAUACAAUCAGGGGCCUUGAAGAAACCAAUCAUCUUCUAGAUGACAGGGUAAAAAACUUAAACACCAUGCUAGAAAUGGAGAGAGAUCACAAUGUGAAGAAACAGGAACAAAUCACAGAAGCACAGAAGUCCUUAGAGAAACUCCAAGAAGUCAUUGCAUUGCAUUCUGUAGAACUUUCUGAGGUGCAGAUAGCGCUCAAUGAAACUAAAUUAAAUGAAGAAAAAGUGAAGUCUGAGCUACAUCGUAUGCAAGAAGAGAAUGCACGACUCAAGAAGAGUAAGGAGCAACUGCUCAAAGAAGCAGAAGGCUGGAGCGAGAGACAUGCUGAACUCAGUGAACAGAUAACAUUAUAUCAGAAGUCUCAGAAAGACAUUGAAGAAGCACUUGCCUACAAAGACAAUGAAAUUGAAGUUUUGACUAACUGCAUUAUGCAACUGAAGCAGCUUGAUGCAGAUUCUGAGUCAGAAGGCAAGAGGGAUGAAGGAAAUGAUCUGGCCAAUGGAGAGAUCUCAGAUACAAGGAAUGAAAAGAUGAAGAAACAGAUUAAACAGAUGAUGGAUGUUUCAAGGGUAAAAACAACAUUAUCUAUCAUUGAAGAAGAAAGAGAUAACUUACGUUCCAAGCUAAAUGAUGAAGUAGCAGCAAGGCAUGAAUUAGAAGAGCAAAUCAAGAAGCUGGAACAUGAGACCUCUUCCUUACAGACUGCAAAAUCUCAGCUAGAAGGUGAAUGUAAAACCCUGCAACAAAAAGUAGAGAUUCUCAAUGAACUUUACCAGCAGAAGGAAAUGGCCCUUCAGAAGAAGUUGACACAAGAAGAGUAUGAGCGUCAAGAGAAGGAGCAGAAGCUCUCUGCUGCAGAUGAAAAGGCUCUCCUGGCUGUUGAAGAAGUGAAACUUUACAAACAAAGAAUUCAGGAAAUGGAUGAAGAAUUGCAAAAAACAGAGCGGUCUUACAAAAAUCAGAUUGCUGCCCAUGAGAAGAAGGCCCAUGACAACUGGCUUAUAGCACGUUCUGCAGAGAGGGCUUUAAUUGAAGAAAAAAGGGAAGCUGCCAACCUGCGGCAAAAAUUAAUAGAGGUGAAUCAAAAAAUCGAUGCGAUUCAGAGACCAGUAAUUGUGAAGCCAACUGCAGGCCGGCCUGACCAUCAGGUCCCUCCUCGCAGAGGUCCAUUGAGUCGAGAUGGAUCUUUUGGGCCUUCACCUGUGAGCGGUGGAGUUCCUUCACCACCCCUGAUGAUGGAACCCCCCGGACGACCCCUCUCUGCCAAUCCAAGGGAAGGUUCAAGAGAUGCUGCUCCAGUAGAGGGCCCUCCAGUCCCAAGAAGGCAUCCUGAGCUGUCUGGAAGAAUGUCUGCUCCAGAUCUUGGUCCUGCUGUAGCAGCCCUACUCAACUGUGGCCCAAGAACAUCAUCUCCUUCCACAGUACCAGAUGGAAUGCAAUCCCCUCCCAAAGAGCAUGAAGCCCCCAGCGUUUCUGCUGUUCCAACUUCAGCUGCUGAAGCAACUGCAGUUAACAUAAGUUCUAAAGGUCCACCAUCUUUCCCGGGGGCUCCCAUGAUGUCAUCCCCAGCGUCUGGACCAUUGCCACCUCCCGUUAGAUUUGGGCCUCCACCCCGGGCACCCUAUGGACCUCGGCCUCUUCCUCUCUCCUUAGUGCGUGGAGCUCCUCCACCACCUAUUCCUAGAGACUAUCCACCUGGUCCUCCAUUUGGAAUAAGAGACUUUCCACCAGGUCCACGACUACCUCCCCCUGAACAGAGAGGAUAUCUCCGUGGACCACCACCUUUCCGACCUCCACCGCCCAGAGAUUUUCCUCCUGGUCCGCGGCUACCUCCACAAGGAUUAAGGGACUAUCCCCCUCUUCCUGUCAGAGACUUGCCACCUUCAGGAGCCAGUGAUUACCAAGGGGGGCCACCUUGCCCCCCAUCUCCAGCUAGCUCACGGGACUCAACACAUCAUCCUGAACAGAAACCAUGACUUGGGAUUUCUGGACUGAUCUCUAUCACGUUUCAUGUGGUGAGGAUUUCGAUGGCUUCAACAGAAUCAAAUCUGUUUCCUCCUUUAGACUUGGUUUCAGUGUAACUUCCCCUCCCCUCAAAAUAAUUUCUCUAGCUGUGCCCAUUUCUAUCACCUUUAAAUCAGGACUUGUUCAUCCUUUUGGGAUGCAAGUAUAAUUUUCUGUGAAGUACCCUAAAGCCUCCUCCUACAGCUGUGGCUAACCUGCAGCUCUCAACGUGCAAUAUAUGAAAGUACCUGUGUGCUUAGUUUUUAAUUAAUGUAACCUAUGUAACAAAUUGGUAAAUGACUUCAAAAUUAUAAUCUGAACAUUUCCUGUGGAAAUAGUUUUGGUAAGAAAUGCAAUCCCUUCAUAUAUAAGCUACAGUGACUGUAGACAAGUGGUUUACACAGGAUUCUAAUGCAAAUAUUUUUAAAACACCUGGUAUGCAAAGCCAGAAGCAAACUACACUGUACCGAAAGGACAAAUCUACUAAUAAAAAGCAAGAUCCCUUUUUUUGGCUA